AUGGAUCUCGCAUAUGAUCAUAUCCAAGAGGAAGCUCUCCAACCUGAUCAAAACAAGGAUAAGACGUCGCAACCCGCUCCAACUCUCAAUGCCGACUUUCAAGAAGCAUACAAAGCUAUAUCUUCUAGUCCUUGGGGCGCAAAAUUAGGUGGAUUUUUUGGAAGUGUAGUUAAACAGGGCGGGAAUGUUUAUAAGGAGGCUCAGCAGGAGUUUAGUAAUGUCAGUGAGGAAGCUACCAAAGGGUUUACAGACCUGAGAUCCUCGAUUAUUAGUCGCACUCGAGGACUUACCGUUACACAAGCUCAGGAGGAUGCGAAAGCCGCGGCGGGGUCUACAAGUAAGGAAGGGAGAUCAACUGCGGAAGAUAUAACAACAGAUGAAGCAUUGAAAGAAUCAGAAGGAGUUUUGGCAAGAUUAAAAUCAGAGGCUGCUAAGAGAUUGGUGGAGAUUCAAAAAGCGGAAGAUGCUGCAGAUGAAGCGCUCCUUAAGUUUGGAACCAACAUUCGAAAUUUCUUGAAAGAUGCGGUUAGCAUUGCACCACCUACGUCGGAUGCAAAUGGACAAGCCAAUGCAGUUUUAUUCGAGAGUAAAGACUCUCAAGGGAAAAGAGUCAUUCAUACUACACGAUUUGAUGCUCAACUUCACGUCAUCCACUCUACACUUGAUAGUUUUACCACCGAUCCAAUCAGCGAGGAAUUUGGACCAUGGGCUAAGAAUUUCAGUGUUGAGAAAAAGACGGAUGAUAUCAGUAAGGAUUUGGAAAAAUAUAAAGAAUUAAGAAGCUCAAUGGAGAAGUUGGUGCCGGAUCAAGUUAAAUAUGAGGAUUUCUUCAAACGUUACUAUUUCCUUCGUCACAGUAUUGAAACUGCCGAAGCUAAAAGGAGAGAUUUACUCAAAGGCGCCGUAGCAACUGAACAAGAAGAAGAAGUAAAAUGGGCGUCCGAUUCCGAAGAAGACUCAGAAGAAGAUUCCGACGAUGAAGAAUCUGAAGAUGGCAAAACUACAAAAGUAAAGACAACUUCCGAUAGACCAGGUUCCGCCGGAUCCUCUACAACUUUACAUGCGGCAACACAAGAAAAGGCAAAGGCAACUGAAACUACAACUCCCAAACCUAGAAAGUCUAACGAUGAAAAAUCUCAAGCGGACAGUGAUGGUAGUUAUGAUGUAGUGGGUGCAGCUUCGGGCGUUCCUAGUAGGGCUCCUAACAGUCCAAAAGAGAAGGCUGCAAAAGCAGAUGCAAAGAAGAAUGAGGAGAGUGGUGAGGAUGACAGCGAGGAGGAAGAUUGGGAAUAA
Sclerotinia sclerotiorum 1980 UF-70 is the source of this 1293-nucleotide messenger RNA. RefSeq lists its product as hypothetical. Gene Ontology annotation, cellular component: cytoplasm. The transcript is spliced from 3 exons. The coding region runs from base 1 to 1293 and encodes 430 amino acids. The record is from RefSeq and is a predicted model, not a curated record. NCBI's taxonomy places the organism in Eukaryota, Fungi, Ascomycota, Leotiomycetes, Helotiales, Sclerotiniaceae.